AGUUUAUUGUUAUAGUUCUAUGGUAUUUAAUGAAAAUUGUACUAUCGUAUUUACAUCAUGUUUUUGUUGAUUAUUUUUUUUUUAUUUAAAUGACGUUUCAUAUCACUUAACCUUACCAGUGAAAUAAAUGUAAAUAAAAUACUAGUAAUUUUAAAUAAUGGAGAGUCAUAUGUUGUCGCAGUUGGAAAAUGCAUCGAUGGUGUUGCUGGCGUCGCCCCUCGUCGUCACAGGCCAGCAGCGCAAGGCGGCGGAGGAGCUGUUCAUGAACUUCCGCAAGACCAAGUGUCCGUACGCUGUGUGUCGUCACAUUCUCGAGAACAGCUCGGUGACGCUGGUGCAGUUCGAGGCGGCCGACCUGCUGAAGGACGCCGUCAUCCGGGAGUGGAGCCUCCUGCAGGCGGGCGACGUGGCGGCCCUGCGGCAGUACCUCCUGCACUUGCUCGUGCAGCGGCCGCUCGAGUUCGCGGUCCGGGACAAGGUGCUGCAGGUGCUGGCCAUCACGGUGAAGCGGAGCAGCGUGGAGGACUUCGGUGCGAGCCGAGGCCAGCUCCUGGCCGAGGUGGAGAAGCUCGUCUCCGGCGGCGACUGCAAACAGCAAGUGCUGGGCUGCUGUAUCAUCUCGGCGCUGAUGCAGGAGUACGCCUACACUGUCAAGUCCGCUGACGUCGGCCUCACCUGGGAGACGCACUUCAAGGCCAAGAAGCAGUUUGAGGGGACGGACCUGAAGCGGGUAUUCCACCUGUGCCUGCGAGCCCUGGGUGAAAUAACCAGGACCAACGUCUCCUUCACCGUGGACGUGCUGGGCCUACUCCGGCACCUGAUAGGCAUCGCUGAAGGUGUGCUCACGUGGAACUUCAUACACUCUGACUUGCCCAAGCGGCUGGUGGGCAUGAUGGAGUCGUCGAGCCACAUGGACUCCAGCCCCACGCUGCGGCUGGGGCGCAACUGGCACGAGGUGAUGCUGGACCCGGACGUCGUCGACAUCUUCUACAAGAUCCACUGGAAGGUGCGGGUCAACGCGGACCUGUCUCACCACUCGCUGGUGUGCCUGGUGCAGUUGGCGACACUGUCGGGCCGCGUGCUUGGCGAGCGCGACGACCAGCUUCGCUACCUCGCCAACUACGUCCGCAACUUCCUCCACCUCGUCACGUCGGUGGAGAUCCUGGACCGGGAGGCCCUGGGGGUGUCCAACAUGGUGCGCAAGCUGGUGCUGUUCUUCCCGCCGCCGCUGAUGGCCGGCCUGCCGGAGGACGUGCUGCGGCCCUUCCUGGCCCAGGUCACGGCCGUCACCUGCCGCUUCGCCGAGCGCGCCGCGCAGGAGGAGCUGAUGUGCAGCGAGGACCGCAUGCACGCCGAGGCAUUCGACCACCUGCUGGAGGCGUGGCUGUCCCUCCUGCAGCACGCCCAAGAGCUGCCGCCCGACUUCUGCAGCCGGUCGGCCGCGCAGGUGCUGGGCACGUACGUGCGCUGCCACCUGUCCCCGCCCCACGGCUGCCGCGGGCAGGGAGCGGAACUAAACACCGAGGACAUAGACGAGACGGAGGAGGACGAUCGCACCAAGUUCAAGGACCAGCUGCAGAUCAUCGGAGUGUUCGGGAGACACGUGCCGGAGCAGGCGCUGGGCCUGCUGACGGGCGCGCUGGAGGAGCGCACACACAGCCUGCACGCCCAGCUGCAGGGCGUGCAAGCCCACGCCAUGAACAUCUCCGACAACAACGCGCUGGCCUGCCUGUUCGAGGACCUGCACUGGCUCGUCAUGAUAGCAAGUCACGUGCUGUGCAUGGAGAGCGACGGGGAGUGCCCCCUGGUGCCGGCCGAGAUGAUGCGGCACAGCAUGAAGCAGGCUGCGCCGAUGCAGAACGACGUGCAGCGCCUCGUCUACGACCCGGGGGCCACCCCGCCCGACAUGGACCACGUGCUCAGGCUGGUGGUGGCGGUGCUGCGGCUGGCGGGCGUCGAGCAGUGGGCGCACGAGGCUCGCCUCAGCCACCUGCUCAGCCCCGAGCUGGCCUGCAGCGUGGCCUGGUUCCUGCGCCGCUGGGCGCUGUCCUACCUCAUGCCUCCCGAGACCUACUACUCCGAGGUGAGCGUGGCGCUGCUGGUGACCUUCGGCAAGGACUCGGCCAGCUCGGAGUGGGCCGUGCAGUUCCUGCUGUGCAAGGUGGAGUCGAACCUGCGCCACUUCCACACGGAGGCCGGCGUCGUGGAGGAGACUGUGGCGCUGCUCGUCACGCUCUGCGAGGCCUACGACAAGAGCGUGCAGGUGGUGAAGAGCAGCGCGCUGGGCGACAUCCUGGCGUUGCAGGCGUCGCUGGCGCUGCCCCAGAGCGCCAAGCGGGGGCUGUUUAAGGCGCUGGCGCUCGCGGGGGCCGCCGUCGACGAGCGGCAGCCCCGCGCGCAGUACUGGACCCAGGUCCUGAAGCCGCUGCAAGACCGCUUCAAGGCGCUCAUCUGCCGGGAGAACUUCGGCAAGCUUUUGCACGAGGAGAGCGUGCGUCUCGAGAUCAUCGACAUACUCGAGUCCCUCAUAGGGGUGACGCAGGGGUCCCAGGCGGGCACGGUGGCCUCGCUGUUCGGCCUGCUCCACCCGCUGCUGUCGGAGAGCGCGGCCCUGGUGGCGGCCUGCCACAACUACCAGCUGGUGGUGGAGCUGGUGCUGGAGCUGUACUGCGAGUGCUCCCGCAGCAUGCUGCACUACCUCUCGCAGGGGGACAGCCGCCGCAUGUACCAGGUGUGCCUGCAAGCCAUCCAGAACUACGGGCGCUGCAACGUGGGGCGCCUGAGCAAGGAGGCGUCGGCCGAGGACGACACCUACCACGACAUCCUGCUGCUCAUGGACCUGCUGAUCAACAUCCUGUCCAAGGACGUCAUCAACCUGAACGGCGGGAGCGCGGACGACGAGGACGCGCCGGCGGUCUCCGCGGCCGACGUGUGCAUGUGCGGCCUGGGCGUGGUGAUGCCGCUCAUGACGGCGGAGCUGCUCAAGCUGCCCGCGCUCUGCCGCCAGUACUACAAGAUGGCGACCUUCCUGUGCGAGUUCUACCCGGAGAAGGUGUUCGCCCUUCCCGGGGACCUGCUGGCGGCGACGCUGCGCUCGCUGCAGCUGGGGCUGUCAUCGCUGGGCGAGGACGUGGUGGUGCUGUGCUGCGACUGCCUGCAGGUGCUGGCCGCCGACCUGCACCAGGGACGCCUGCCCGGGGAGCCCGCCCACCAGGCCCUGCGCCCCUUCCUGCCCCUGCUGAUGGACCUGAUCCUCUCGCACCAGAUAAAGUCUGACCACUUCUCUGCAGCCAGCGCCGCCCUCUACACACUCAUCUGCUGUUUCCAGACGGACUACCAGCAGCUGGUUCAGGGGCUGCUGGACUCACGGGAGGACCCGGGCGUCUCCCAGCGCCUGGCCGCCGCCUUCACCGACCUCACGGCGGGCGUCGCCCUCAACGCCAACGCCCGCCAGCGCGACAAGUUCCGGGAGAACUUCGACAAGUUCGUCGUCGCCAUCCGCAGCUUCCUGCUCAUCAAGUGAGCGUCGGACGUUUUGUUCCCGCCCCCCGCGGUCUUUUGUACGUUCUACAAAUAAACAUGCAACUCUUUUUGUUAAUAA
This is a messenger RNA of Bacillus rossius redtenbacheri, 3601 nucleotides long. Its product is annotated as exportin-4-like. Gene Ontology annotation, cellular component: cytoplasm; nuclear pore. Bases 158 to 3523 code for a protein of 1121 amino acids. Gene Ontology annotation, biological process: protein export from nucleus. The transcript is spliced from 22 exons. Gene Ontology annotation, molecular function: small GTPase binding; nuclear export signal receptor activity. The record is from RefSeq and is a predicted model, not a curated record. Lineage: Eukaryota; Metazoa; Arthropoda; Insecta; Phasmatodea; Bacillidae.